GGGCGCGGGAGGGAGGAAGUCCGAGAGACAGAGCGAGGAACGCUCCUGAAGGGAGACGUCGGGCUCGUCCCCGGUGUCCGGGCCGCGGUCCCAGCUCGCGGGCGCAGUUGUCCGGCGUCCGGCCGCCUCGGCUCCACGGCCUGGGAGGGGGGGCCGUUGCGCAAGGCAGGGGCCCAAGGCUGGGGCAGUGAUGCGCCGGGCGUUGCCUCCGGCCCGCCGCCGCCGCCAGAAGCCCCAGAGGAGCUGAGGGAGGCGACGCCGAAGCGCUGGCCCGGAGUGGCCACGGCUGCAGCCCGGGCGGCGGGCUAGGGCGCUUGCCCGGCUUCUGGGCCGACCCCGCUCCGGCGCCUCCGCUCCCGGCCCGGGGUCCGCCCCUGCGGCCCGGCCUCGCUCGUAGGUCCCAGAUGACCACCGAGGGCGGGCCGCCGCCGCCCCCGCCGCGCCCGCCGCCGGCCCCGCUCCGCCGUGCGUGCAGCCCGGCCCCCGGCGCGCUCCAGGCCGCCCUGAUGAGCCCGCCGCCCGCAGCUGCCGCCGCCCUGGAGACCACCUCGUCGUCGGCGUCCUCCGCCUCCUGCGCCUCGUCCUCGUCCUCCUCCAACUCGGCCAGCGCCCCCUCGGCCGCCUGCAAGAGCGCGGGUACUGGCGGCGGCGCGGGCGCGGGAAGCGGGGCCACCAAGAAGGCGAGCUCGGGGCUGCGGCGGCCCGAGAAGCCGCCCUACUCGUACAUCGCGCUCAUCGUCAUGGCCAUCCAGAGCUCGCCCAGCAAGCGCCUGACGCUCAGCGAGAUCUACCAGUUCCUGCAGGCGCGCUUCCCCUUCUUCCGCGGCGCCUACCAGGGCUGGAAGAACUCCGUGCGCCACAACCUCUCGCUCAACGAGUGCUUCAUCAAGCUGCCCAAGGGGCUCGGGCGGCCCGGCAAGGGCCACUACUGGACCAUCGACCCGGCCAGCGAGUUCAUGUUCGAGGAGGGCUCGUUCCGCCGCCGGCCGCGCGGCUUCAGGCGGAAGUGCCAGGCGCUCAAGCCCAUGUACCACCGCGUGGUGAGCGGCUUGGGCUUCGGGGCCUCCCUGCUGCCCCAGGGCUUCGACUUCCAGGCGCCCCCGUCGGCGCCGCUGGGCUGCCACGGCCAGGGCGGCUACGGCGGCCUCGACAUGAUGCCCGCGGGCUAUGACGCCGGCGCGGGCGCCCCGAGCCACGCUCACACGCACCACCACCACCACCACCACGUCCCGCACAUGUCGCCCAACCCGGGCUCCACCUACAUGGCCAGCUGCCCCGUGCCCGCAGGGCCCGGGGGCGUCGGUGCGGCCGGCGGCGGCGGCGGCGGGGACUACGGGCCAGACAGCAGCAGCAGCCCAGUGCCCUCGUCCCCAGCUAUGGGGAGCGCCAUCGAGUGCCACUCGCCCUACACGAGCCCUGCAGCGCACUGGAGCUCGCCCGGCGCCUCGCCUUACCUCAAGCAGCCACCCGCCCUGACGCCGAGCAGCAACCCGGCGGCCUCCGCAGGCCUGCACUCCAGCAUGUCCUCCUACUCGCUGGAGCAGAGCUACUUGCACCAGAGCGCCCGCGAAGAACUCUCAGUGGGACUGCCUCGUUAUCAGCAUCACUCUGCUCCAGUGUGUGACAGGAAAGAUUUCGUCCUCAAUUUCAACGGCAUUUCUUCUUUCCACCCCUCAGCUAGCGGGUCAUACUAUCACCAUCACCACCAGAGCGUCUGUCAGGAUAUUAAGCCCUGCGUCAUGUGAAUGGAGGCCCUGCCAGGCAGCCUCCACUCUCCUGUCCUUUCCUGUUCUGUCCUUGGUGGGGGCAGGCAGGAGUUGGGACGGACUCACAUAAUGUGCAUGUGGAUAGCAGUAAGUAGCACACCCGCCACUUAGCCAGAAUGCCCAGGAGAGCCUGUUCACCCUUGUUUGCCAACCGCUGGCAGAGGGACAGCCCUUGGCAAGGUAAUGCCCCAAAUCUGAACACCUGCAGGCUCCCAGAUGAGGGUGAGAAUGAACUGAGAUGGUAGAAAGUUUCCACGUGUAAAACAUGAACAUGCAACUCUGGGAUCUUCCUUCCCUUCAGUAAUCAGGGUCUUAAGAAAGCAGACAAGUUGUUAGUGUGUGUUUGUCUAUGAAAACUUGUGUGCUUUUCAAAAAGGCAGUGCUAAGCACAAGAUUUCAAAAAAGCCUCAUAGUGUUGCCUGGCUAAGUAGGAGACUUCUGUUUCCCCCUGAAAGCUACGUUUGGAGACAGGUGCCAAAGAACGUUACUAAGAAAAUAUUUAGAAACAAUGUGUCUAGUUUAAGGAAGCAGUUUUCAGUAUUGUGACAAUACAACAUUUUUACAAGGUUGUUUUCUACCACCAUAUUUUAAAGAUAUUUUUAUGAUCUUCGUGUAUACUCACACUUGGCUUAUAUUUUAAAAGGAGGAUAUAUUUGCACUUCUGUAUACUUUUACAGUUUGCCAAAAUAUUUUGAUGUAAAAUUUUUUCAAUAAAAUGUAUAUAACAAA
Messenger RNA from Microcebus murinus (gray mouse lemur), 2495 nucleotides. RefSeq names its product forkhead box F2 (gene FOXF2). NCBI's taxonomy places the organism in Eukaryota, Metazoa, Chordata, Mammalia, Primates, Cheirogaleidae. Gene Ontology annotation, cellular component: nucleus. Gene Ontology annotation, biological process: animal organ morphogenesis; regulation of transcription by RNA polymerase II. The record is from RefSeq and is a predicted model, not a curated record. Gene Ontology annotation, molecular function: DNA-binding transcription factor activity, RNA polymerase II-specific; RNA polymerase II cis-regulatory region sequence-specific DNA binding.